CACGCACCAACCAGACCCUCUGGAUCAUGACAAGAGAGCCUCGCUGACUCUAAACAAACAUCUCCUGAUUCCUGACAGCUGCUGCAGACACUAACAGCAAUUUCUGUUGAAACCACAGCACCAGCACGCAGGAGACGCACAGAAGACGGAGACGGAAAGGUGCCAGCGCUCGUCGCCUGGAGGAGAAAAGCCAACUGGUGUUUCAGAUACACGGAAGAACGUGGAGCUUCAAAUGACAGUGUGCUCUGCUGAUGGAAAGUGCUGGAAAUUAGGCAGGGAGAAGCAAAGAAAGGCACCAAAAGCUGAAGUAUUGGGCUUCUGUAUUCUGACCCCGUUUUGGCGCCGUUUUUUGGUGAUUUCUGGUGUGGAAAUGGGCAAAGAGACAGGCGCUCUGCAGAGCUUUUAGCACCGGUCAUUUGUUUUUGCAGAAAAAGAAAAGACUUUAUUUAUGCUGCGCCUAGGUACUGAGUAACUUUUUGACACCGGUUUUUCAACCCCCCCCCUCCCUAAAAAAAGGAAAAGAAGAAUAAGUCUUAAGUAGGCAGGCAACAUGGCCAACUCUGGGUUCCAGAUUCUGGGCUAUUUCCUGGCGUUGGGCGGAUGGAUCGGCAUCAUCUCAACCACCGCUCUCCCACAGUGGAAGCAGUCGUCUUACGCCGGGGACGCCAUCAUCACCGCCGUGGGGCUCUACGAGGGCCUGUGGAUGUCCUGCGCUUCGCAGAGCACCGGCCAGGUUCAGUGCAAGGUGUUCGAUUCUCUGCUGUCCCUGGAUGUGCACAUCCAGACUUCCCGGGGCCUCAUCGUUCUUUCCGUGCUGAUGGGCUUCAUCGCCAUCAUCAUCAGCGUUGUGGGCAUGAAGUGCACAAGAGUCGGAGACAAUAACCCUCUCGUCAAGAGCAGGAUUGCUAUUUCUGGGGGGGUCCUCUUCCUCCUUUCAGGGCUCUGCACAUUUGUCUCGGUCUCCUGGUAUGCCACACAAGUCUCCCAGCAGUUCUUUAACCUCAACACACCCGUAAAUGCAAGGUACGAGUUCGGCUCGGCUCUGUUCGUGGGCUGGGCGGCGGCCAGCCUGACCAUGCUAGGGGGGGCCUUCCUGUGCUGCUCCUGCCCCCCGGAGGAAGGAGCUGGCCAGCAGUAUUACAGGCACUCGCAGUCCCAAGCCUCCACCGCCAGGGAGUAUGUGUGAGACCAGGAGGCUGCUGAGGGCUAUUGGACGCCAGUAACGAACACAAACUCACACACUUACAACACAGUCGCACACACGUAAUCUAGCAUUUCUGCCUUACAUAUAACCUCACGCUAGUGAUAGACAAAACGAUGCCACAUGAACCUUUUGCUGUAUUUUUGAGCCCACUAGUUGGCGGUCUUUGUCCAAAAAGGAGCACAAAGUAUGCUCUAAAGCAAACCAAGAGCACCAUCUAGUGGGAUCAAAAAAUACAGCAGAUGGUUCAUGAAGGGUCAUUUUGUCCAUCGCAACCUCACACCAUCAAAAUGUUUUGGCAGCUUUAAUUUCUUAAAGAUGGUGUAAAAGGCCAUUUCAUGUUAUGGCAUAAUGUCUUUUCUAAAGGGACAUAUAGUCUAAUCUGGAGGCAAAACCAAAAUUAUUACCCCUUGAUAAAGACAGUAAAAUCCUUACAUACAAUAACACAUUCACACCAAAAAUACACAGAUAAGUACAUGCACAAAGAAACAUUUAGCUAGAAUGAUACAGGGAGAUAAGAUUAAUGGUAUAUAGUCAUAUAUUAGCAUCAUAUAAUCCAGUAUCAUUUAUUGUGUUUGGGGAGUGCUAAAUUGCGGCACUGCUCUAAAAAGAACAGUUUGCCUUAACAUAAUAAAAAUAUUGUUUUUUUCAUUUGAGAAAAACAGUCCAGUCAAACCCCCCCUUCAAAAUCCCACGUUAUUUUGGUGACCCUGUACGAGCCCAUAUUUAAACUACACAGUUGCUUUUUUUUGUAAUUAGGUAUGAUAGUGUAUUCGUUGUUUAAUAAAUACGUACAACCUCAGCAUUUAUCAAACGCGAUUGCUAAUCGAAGACUGCAAAUAAUUUUAAUCGGAAGGGUUGAUUGACAGUGUAUAACACAUGUGGAUAUGGAAGAUGAUAAGCUUGACUUUUCUUUUGUCAAGAUAUUCAUAGAAAGCUGAUAUUUGUUUUAAAUAAAGACGGGGAUUUCAGAAACUGAACAAAGAUAUUGCUCUCAAACUGUACUAAUUCUAUGUCAUGUUCAGCUCUGAGCUUUUUUUCUGCAUAGUUUACAUACGGGUUUAAUUUAGAUUAACGGGGUGUAAUUCAAUAUGCACCAUAAUUAUUGCUGCAGUAUGUGUGUAGGUUUAUGCAGCACAUUUUCGAUUAUGUUUUGAAAACGUACACAGUUUAUGACUUUGGAGACUGUGUUCUUUAAAAAAUACCGCGCCACCCUUAAAGUGGACUAUAGUAACAGCGGUCUCAGAGUGACUCUAUAUACAUCGUUUAAAACCGAAACUAGUAAUCAUUUUUAUUUUUUACUAGCCUAUAUUUUGAUGAUCCAUAGUCUUACUUAAACUAAAAACAAUCACCUUUGAAUUAAAUUACAAGCACACAUGAUACAUGCUGGUUUUAGCAUAUUAGUAAUUAACUGUAAAAAAGCUGUUCUGUUAAUAUUAGAAUGAAAAAGUUAAACUAGUAGUAAUUAUUAGUUAUGGUAUACAAUACAUUAUGAAGUAUAUAUAAAUUCAUUAAUCGACUUUCACAAAAAUGUCAAUAUAAUCAUUUUCAGUUUAAUGGAGAUCUGGUCAGACUUUUUUUCGGGUGUAGAGGCAGUGGCCCCCCCCCCCCCCCCCGAUACACGCCAAAUGUUUGUUUCCAAUUAAAACGCACGUACAGAAGUUGUAUUGUUGGACAAGUACUAUUGCCAGUAAAUUGCAAACCCAGCUAAACUAAUUUAUUCCAGCUGCAAUAAAAAGAAAUCGUUACUGCGUUUCAUGCAUUUCCCUGAUAACCAAAAAUUACACCAGUGUGGUAAAAUUAUAAAGUCACGCUAUCGCCAAACCCGAGCAUACUUGCGCGACACUGUUUAACCAGUCCUGUUUCUACUGAGAAAUGCGUAAGAUUCCAUUUACAUUUUGAAAUAAAACUGGGUUUUUAAAA
Messenger RNA from Brienomyrus brachyistius, 3124 nucleotides. RefSeq names its product claudin-19-like. Gene Ontology annotation, biological process: bicellular tight junction assembly; cell adhesion. The coding region runs from base 551 to 1186 and encodes 211 amino acids. The record is from RefSeq and is a predicted model, not a curated record. The transcript is spliced from 4 exons. Gene Ontology annotation, cellular component: plasma membrane; bicellular tight junction. Gene Ontology annotation, molecular function: structural molecule activity. Lineage: Eukaryota; Metazoa; Chordata; Actinopteri; Osteoglossiformes; Mormyridae.